Molecule: messenger RNA, 1026 nt
Organism: Lichtheimia ornata
Lineage: Eukaryota; Fungi; Mucoromycota; Mucoromycetes; Mucorales; Lichtheimiaceae
Exons: 8
Coding region: 1-1026 (341 amino acids)
Biological process (GO): protein deneddylation
Cellular component (GO): COP9 signalosome
Molecular function (GO): protein binding; metallopeptidase activity
Source: RefSeq, a predicted model, not a curated record
AUGGACACUAGCGAAGACGACGUGCAGACAACAACCAUUGUGUCCAACUCCCAAUCAAGUUCGGGCCUUUCGAUUUCCAUACAUCCUCUCGUUCUACUCAACAUUUCCGAUCACUACACACGCACCAAGUUGCAGGAACCAGAAUUCGCCAAUGGAGGACGUAUCUAUGGUGCUCUUCUUGCUCAGCAAUCGGGUCGAGAUAUCGAUGUGAUCAACUCGUUUGAAUUGCCAAGACCAAAUAGUAACGGCCAGGUGGAUCGUACUUAUCUUGCCAGCAAGACCGAGCAACUCAAACAAGUGUUUCCAAAUCUUGAUUUUAUGGGAUGGUAUUCGAUUGGCACAGAGCCUAGUGAGCUUGAUCUCAAAUUGCAUGAGCAGUUCCUCCAAGUGAAUGAAUCAGCCAUUUAUCUACAAUUGGAUCCCGCUGGAAACACCAAACAAUUUCCUGUCACCAUCUAUGAAUCAAGUAUGGAUAUGAUCCAAGAACAAGUACGAUUGGUCUUUGUAAAGUCCUCUUACAAGAUUGAAACCAAUGAGGUCGAACGUGUGGCUGUGGAUCAUGUUGCCAAACCAAGUACUACAGGAGCUGACUCGAGUCUUACAAGUGCAUUGGUCUCGCAUCUCACUACACAACGUAACGCCAUCGCUAUGCUGCAUUCUCGCAUCCAGUUUCUGCAUCAAUAUUUGCAAGAUACCAAAGAUGGUAAAAUCCCUAUGGAUCAUGAUAUCAUACGACAAAUCGUCAGCGUAUGUCGACGUGCACCUUUGACAACAAGCCCAGAAUUCGAUGCACAGUUUUCUACAGAAAUGAAUGAUGUGCUUUUAGCAGCGUAUUUGACAACCAUCACCAAAGGAAUGAAUGCAAUGAACGAUCUUGUGGACAAAUUCAAUUUGGCUUAUGGUGCAACACACGCAGCUCCUGCAGGUCCUGGUGCCCAUGAACGCAGUAUGAUGGGAGGAAAAUCAUCCAUGAUGUCCCCAGCCGGUGGUAGGCGACGAGCGCGUAUGCAUCCUUCUCGCACAUGA